ACAUAUAGAACAGCGUUAGUUUACAAAUAGACGUUGCGAUCGUAGUUCAGUGCGCUCGUUCGGAUUGUGGAGCGUUUUUAUUUAUUUUUUUCUUUGAAUAAUAUCUUAAUUUAAACAAUAAUUUGAUCAAUGGUUUUGAAACUCACGCUUAUAUAUUCUUUUAUUUUUUUCCCUUUCAAUGUUCAUGGAUACAGAAAACCAAGAGAAACUCAUUUUCCGGGAUAUCAUUUUUGCGGACCUGGGACGAACUUCUUGAAACGCACAUCUCUCGGUCAACUCGGUGUCAACAAGCUAGACGAAGCGUGCCGGUUACACGACAUGGUAUACACCAACAGUGUGGACUUAUAUCUGAGAACGGAAGCGGACAAACAACUAGAGAUGCAAGCGUGGGAGCGAGUGACCGCACCCGAUAGUAGUUACAAGGAGAAAUUCGCCGCAUGGAUGGUGACGAACAUCAUGAAGUUGAAACGAAAAUGGAAUACUCGGCGGCUGCGAUCAGAACGUAAAAAAAAUAAAUCAUGUCUAACUGCAAAUUGACAAUCUUUAUCUUUGAACCUUGAAAUUCAAUAGGCAAUGGAAUGCCAAGCAAUGCAUGCUGUGAUAUUAUAUAUGCCUAUAACAUUUUUUUCAAUGUUAUGAUCACAACUUACAAAGAAAAAUGCAUAAUAUACAUUGAAUAAAAAA
Sipha flava (yellow sugarcane aphid) is the source of this 684-nucleotide messenger RNA. RefSeq lists its product as uncharacterized. The record is from RefSeq and is a predicted model, not a curated record. Lineage: Eukaryota; Metazoa; Arthropoda; Insecta; Hemiptera; Aphididae. Gene Ontology annotation, biological process: phospholipid metabolic process; arachidonate secretion. The transcript has 3 exons. Bases 130 to 537 code for a protein of 135 amino acids. Gene Ontology annotation, molecular function: structural molecule activity; A2-type glycerophospholipase activity.